AUGAGGGAGUCCUUCGCUGCCCUCCUGCGCACGGGGGCCGGCAAGCUUGCGCUCUCGCUGCUCAUUGCGUCACCCACUGCCACCGCAUACACAUUCCGGCCUGUCCCGUCGCCGAACCUCGAGCUGACCGAACUGGGACGGAUCGCAUUCACGGGCGACUUCGACUCCAUCUCGCUGUACGAGUACGAAGGACAGAGCCAGCAGUACCCCGGCCGCAAUGGCGCCCUCCUUUCGCGAUAUCCUAAUGGCGUGUUUGCGACCAUCAACGUCACCGAUGCCGACAUCAAGGCCAUGUGCUCCCUGCAAAUCAAUGGCGCUGAGCGCGUUGUUUUUGCCGGUAACUUCACCAGCGUUGGGCCGAUGCAGACCCCCGGAGGCAUUGCGCUGCUCGACCCGACGAAUGGCAAUGUGGACGCCUUAACCGGCCUCGAUGGCACUGCUAAUACACUCUAUUGUGAUAGAGAUAAUGAACAAAUCUACGUUGGCGGAGUAUUCACCGGCAAGAAUUCGAGUAAUGCCAUCAUCUGGAAGGAUGGAUGGCAGGACCUGUCCUUCAAUGGCUUCAACGGACCCAUCAACUCCAUUGUCCGUGCACCCAAUGGCAAUCUCAUCUUCGCUGGGGAAUUCAACGGUCUAGGAUCGGUCAAUGCCACCGUCUCCGCCGAGAAUAAUACGCAGACGAUUCCUGUCGGCAAUGCCAGGAUCUCCGCUCAGACAAGCUCCGGUCUCCCAGGACUCACGGACCCCAGAAACAUCGCCUGCAAGAGCGACUUCAGUACCCAGGGCCCAGAUCAGACGUGGCUGCUCGCCGACACCUCGCCGGGCUUCUGGAAGGCCGACUUUGGCUUUGGCUUCGAACCGACUCAUCUGAAACUGUGGAAUACGGAUAUCCAAGGGCGCGGCACCAAGACCUUCCGCUUCACGGCCCUUCCCGAUGGUGGCAUCUUGAACAUGACGUAUGUGGACCCGGCGACAGGACGAAAAGCCUACUGCGACGCGAGGUGCCCUCUCCCACAAGGCAACACAACCGUACAGGAUUUCACCUUCGUUAAUGUCGUCGGCAUGAACUCUUUUCGAAUCGAUAUUUCGGACUGGUAUGGUCAAGGAGCUGGCCUAAAUGGCAUCCAGCUGCUUCAGGAAGCAAUGUACUCGUACGCCAUCAACGACUUCAACGAGCCGGAGAACUGCGGCUCCUCUGGAGCCCGAUCCGAGGCAACCUCCACGGGACCAUGGCAGUACGAAAAACUCGCCGCCUUCGCGGGAAUGAGCAACCACCGCUCCGCCAGCAACGCCUGGGCCAAGCUAAAAGCCAAACUCAUCACCCCAACCGACGGCACCGCUCCCCCCGCCACCCCCAAAAAAGCCAACCGCAAAAAGGCCCUCCAGACCGACGACGGCGACCAAGACGAGCCGACUCCCAAGAAGACCGCCACGCCCCGCAAGCGCGCGGCCAAGAAGCAGGAUGUCGAUGGUGAUUUGGCUUCGCCCAAGAAGAAGAGCCGGGCCAAGUCUAGCGUUAAAGUCGAGUCGGAGGAUGAAAAGGAUGGGACUUCUCCUAGUGAGAAUGGGCCGGAGGAACCUGCUGUCGAUGAGAUUUAG
Molecule: messenger RNA, 1599 nt
Organism: Plenodomus lingam JN3
Lineage: Eukaryota; Fungi; Ascomycota; Dothideomycetes; Pleosporales; Leptosphaeriaceae
Source: RefSeq, a predicted model, not a curated record